Molecule: messenger RNA, 2475 nt
Organism: Octopus sinensis (East Asian common octopus)
Lineage: Eukaryota; Metazoa; Mollusca; Cephalopoda; Octopoda; Octopodidae
Product: dynein regulatory complex subunit 6-like
Exons: 20
Coding region: 8-2089 (693 amino acids)
Biological process (GO): SCF-dependent proteasomal ubiquitin-dependent protein catabolic process
Cellular component (GO): SCF ubiquitin ligase complex
Molecular function (GO): protein binding
Source: RefSeq, a predicted model, not a curated record
UGCCUUUAUGUCAAACUGGACUGCAUGCAAAGAAAAGAAGGAAGGUGUGAUUGCAAAAGUUUUAAGAAUACAAACUCAACGCCAAUACAAAUUUGUUUACACUGCUUUCUUUGCUUGGAAAGAAUGGACACAGCAGAUAGUGGACCGAUAUGCAAUCUUACAUUUUACAGCAGCUCAACAACUGCUUGAUCAUGUUUGGGAUUUGCAACUGUGUAAAACUAUUUUCAAUGCCUGGCACCAUGUCACACUCGAAUCAGUUCAACAGAAAGAGUAUUUUGAUAGAUUAGAAAAGGGAGAGAAUUCUGAGAAUGAGGAGCCAAUUCCUUCAAAAAAUUGUUUUCCAGAAGUACAUGACAGUAUUUCAACUUUACCUUACAAAGUUUCUGUACAGAUAUUUAGUUUCUUAAAUGCCAUUGAUCUUGCCCAUUGUGCCCGUGUAUGCCAUUCCUGGAAGGUUCUAACCAAUGCCAGUACACUCAAGUAUAAGCUUAAUCUUCAUGAAAUAAACCAUAGAUUGAAUGAUUUGACUGUGAGCAAACUGAUUUACCUCUACCGUCCAUAUCUGCUGCACUUAAAUCUGCGAAACUGCCAAUGUAUUCAGAGUUCUUCCUUCAUGGCAAUAAGUAGCUGUAAUAACCUACAGGACCUUAAUUUGUCAAACUGCCAGGCACUUAAGGAUGACCAUCUACUUCUCAUCGCUCGGCGUUGUCAUAUCUUACUUUACCUUAAUAUUUCUCACACACUUAUAACUGAUACAGCUUUAAGAAUAAUUGCUCGGUACCUCAGUAACUUGCUUUGUUUAAGUUUGGCAUAUUGCAGAAGGUUCACAGACAAAGGAAUGACUUACCUGGCACAAGGAGAAUGCUGUAAGAAUUUAGAACAUUUAGAUCUUUCAAAUUGUCUUCAGUUAACUCCUGAAGGAUUCAUGCAAAUUUUCAACAAGUGUGAUAAUCUUAAAGUCUUUAUUGUUGAUGAAUUCCCAACUUUAACAGACCAAUGCAUCCAGAGUAUCUUACUUCAUUGUUCCAAACUAGAACACAUCUCCUUCCUUGGUUCUCCACUACUCACUGAUGCAGCAUUCCAGAAGUUUCCCAAAGCACUGAAAAUUAUCAAACUUGAAGGUAACAAUCGUAUCUCUGACAUGUCUAUCAAACUGCUAAGCCGAAUGUGUCCCAAUGUGAGCCAUAUCUAUUUAGCAGAUUGCCAGAGACUAACAGAUAUAUGUCUUCGAUAUUUAGCAACUUGCAAGCAACUAACCAUUCUUAACCUUGCUGAAUGUAUAAACAUUACAGAUGCUGGGAUUCGAAGUUUUUCUGAUGGGAUCUGUGCCAUUAAGUUACGUGAAUUGAAUCUAUCAAACUGUGUGCAUCUGGGUGAUAUGUCUUUGAUCAUCAUUUCUAAAAAAUUACAGAAUCUGACUUACCUUAGUCUGAGCUUUUGUGAUAACAUCAGUGAAUCCAGUCUGGAAGCAUUGGGGCAGGCACCAAAUCUAAUUUCACUGGACAUUUCUGGUAGUUCUUGUUCAGAUCAGAGUAUUUCCGCAAUUGGAAAAAGAGCAAGGAUGAAGAAUAUCAACAUUUCCCAGUGUACUAAUAUUACAGAUUUAGGGCUCCAGAAGUUUGCUAAGCAAUGUCCAGGCUUGGAGCAGAUUGAUCUUUCACACUGUCUGCAAAUUACAGAUGUUGCUAUAAAGAAUUUAGCUUUCUGCUGUCGUCUUUUGAGUUGUGUGAAAUUAUCUGGUUGUAAAUUUAUCACUGACCUUACACUGCAGUAUUUGUCUGGUGUGUGUCAUUAUCUAGUUCAGCUAGAUCUCAAUGGCUGCAGUUUAAUUACAGAUAAAGGAAUGAAAUAUGUGCAGAAAGGCUGCAAUUGGUUGCGCAUCCUGAACAUUCUCUAUUGUAAAAGUAUUUCAAAAAAUGUCCCAGAAGCAGCCUGUAUCAUAAACUCCAGAUCAGGGCUUGGGUUACUGGCAAGUGAUGGUUCAAGAAAGGAAUUAACAAAUUCGAGGUCUAUAGUUCAGAAAAUGAAGCGCUCUAUUGAUACUGUGAACUAUAAUGGUGAGGAAUGUCAUCCAUCUUUGGAAUGUUAAACAGAGAAAUAAUUUAAUUUGACAUGAGGAACCCUAUUAUUAUUCCCUUAAUAAAGAUUAGCUAAUUUACAGAUUAGCUAAUCUGUAAUCAAAUUUUCCCCACCAAUUCAGUGCCUCAACCUGCUAAGCAGCCAUAUUUUCUUCAUAUCCCACUUGAAAUUCUUUGAAAAAGGGGACAUCGGAUAAUCUGUUUAAUUAAAACUGGAUGACACAUUACAACAACAGUUGCAAUUAAAUAUACAAUACCUGAAUAUGUUCUACAUUAUAUAUAUAGCAGACAGCCUAUAAAUGAUCAUUCAGUCUGCUAUAAAUAUAAGCCAAAUUUGCAUGUCACUCACUAUCAUCUUAAUUAGAUAAUGUUGUCUAGAUAUAUUAUAUCUAAAGAA